AAGAGAAUCGAUUUCAACAGGGUUCUCAUUCUCUGGCCUCGGCGGUUUGCUGGAGUGUCUACGAAAUUGGGAGACAUCCAGACAUACAGAAAAGAAUUCACCGGGAAUUGGAUGCGGUAUUCGAAAAUACAGAAAGAAGAAUAAAUAAAAACGAUUUACAAAGCCUGACUUAUUUAGAAUGCGUCAUUAACGAAGUCCUGAGGUUGUAUCCGUCGGUACCUUUUACCAUUAGAGGGUCGCACGAAAAUCUACAAUUGGGUAAAGAAAUCUUUUCCGAGGACACGGUUUACCUCGUCAGCAUCUUUCACCUGCACCGAAACCCGGAAGUUUUUCCCCGUCCUCGUACCUUCGAUCCGGACAGGUUUCUUCCCGAAAAUUGUAAAUGCAGAAGUCGCUAUUCGUUUCUUCCUUUUUUAGCAGGAGUCAGACAUUGCAUCGCAAAUCGUUACUCGAUGAUGGAGAUUAAAAUCUUUCUCGUUACACUUUUUAGAAACUUCACCAUCGAAACCUUUUCUAAAGAAAUUUUACCAAAAAUGUUUCACAUUUCGUUGACCACGGCAGAACCCGUCUUGAUCAAAGUCUGUCCAAGAAUAAAGAAACGAUGAAAGCAAAUUUCUCGUAUCUUAAUAAGUUCCGUACGUGAUGGAAGAACGAAUUUAAUAUCAUCCUCAAUUUUUCAUCCGAUGACGAUUUAUAUUCAACGUAUUAUUAAAAUAUUUUUAUUGUCG
Centruroides sculpturatus (bark scorpion) is the source of this 728-nucleotide messenger RNA. Its product is annotated as cytochrome P450 4C1-like. The annotation marks the transcript as partial. The record is from RefSeq and is a predicted model, not a curated record. Gene Ontology annotation, molecular function: heme binding; monooxygenase activity; oxidoreductase activity, acting on paired donors, with incorporation or reduction of molecular oxygen. NCBI's taxonomy places the organism in Eukaryota, Metazoa, Arthropoda, Arachnida, Scorpiones, Buthidae. The transcript has 4 exons.